AUGCUUCAGAACACACCAGUCUGUCUGUUUAACUCAACUAUUUUAGAGAAAAAAAAAAAAAUAAAAAACAGAUUUAUAAUGUCUAAUAAUAUUAUCACAGGUAUAAAACAUGAUAUUAUAGAAAAAUAUCAUUUGAAUUCAUUGAAAAAGCAUAAUUAUAAAAUGUUAUUAACUAACAAUGAGGGAAUUACAAGGAUAUCUAACAACUCUGAUCAAUCACGUAAUUUAUUCAGUGACAAUUCAAAAUUAUUAUUAGAUUCCACUGUAACAAAUGAUUAUUAUAGAAUAUGUAAUCAGUGUGGAAAGCCAAUAUUAUUAAGUGUUAUGAUGGAACAUUUAAAUAAUCAUUGUGAAGAAACUCUUUCUUCUCCUUCUUUUUCAUCUUCUACUACUACUGAGAGUGGCAAUAAUGAGGAAAUAAUAGGUAUAAAAAGACGUUUAUCAACUAGUGAUAUAGAUGAUGAUGAUAAUGAUACUAAUUCAAGAGAUUACGAUGAGAAUAAUAAUCAUCAUAAAAGAUCAAGAGCUAUGACAAGUAAAAAGAGACCACCACCUUCUAUUAAAGAUGAUGACGAGGAGGAAGAAGAGGAUAAUGCAAAGAACAAUAAAAAAGAGAAUGGUGAUGAUGAAGAUGAGGAUGUUGAUGAAGGUGACGACGAUGAAGAAGAUGCUGAUAUCGAUACUAACACAAGACUAUCAUCUAAGACAACUUGGGGAACUUCCAACACAGGUACACCUAUUCCAUCAGAUCUUAAAAAAGCAGGAAAUACAUCGGAUGAUUCAAAUGAUUCGACAUCAUCUUUAAAGAAAAAUAGUAAUUCUGAUAGUAAUAAUAUCACAUCUAAACCUAUUAAAAAAAAUACUAAAGUCAAAAAGGAGAGGAGAAUUAAACAAAGAAACCCCACCGAGAAACAUUUAAUUGAUUUUGAUAAACAGUGUGGUGUUGAAUUGCCUGAAGGAGGCUAUUGUGCUAGAUCAUUAACUUGUAAAUCACAUUCAAUGGGAUCUAAAAGAUCUGUUGAAGGCCGUUCUAAGCCUUUUGACGAAUUAUUAGCAGAUUAUCAUAGAGAACAUCAAACCAAGAUUGGUGCAGCCAAUGAAAGAAGAGCCAAACAACAAGAAUUACAAAGAUUACAAAGACAAAUGAUUAAGGAACAAAAGGAACAAAAAAGAUUAUUACAAAAAACUCAAAAUCAAGCAAAGCGUGCAAAUUCUAAUCCAAAACAAUCUAGAAGUGGAUCUAAAUCGAACAAUGAGAGAUAUAAUAGUAUUAACGGCAGUAAUAAGAAUAAUGUAUCUGUAAGUAACGGAAAUAAUAACAAUAAUAAUUCUAGAACAUCACAAAAUGGUUCAACUUCAAAACAAAUUAGCAGUAAUGGCAAUAUUACAAACGAUCAAACAUCUAUGAUAACAUCUGAGGAAGAAACUACACAUGUACUAAAUGGUAUAUCGAGAUCUUUUCCAUUACCAUUAGAAUCCACGGUUUUGUCCACAACAAGGUUUAGAACAAAAUAUUUCAGAAUGAGAGAAAUGUUUGCUUCCUCGUUUAAUGUAAAAUCUAAUUACACAUCGCCCGGUUAUGGCGCUAUUCACUCUAGGGUUGGUUGUUUAGAUAUUGAUAGAACUACUGAUUAUAAAUUUAGAAUAAGAACGCCUCAAUUACAAUUACAAAAUAAUAUAAUGAAUAAUAAUGGAAAUAAUAUAAACAAUAAUAUUCAAUUCAAUGGCAGUAAUAUUGUUAAUGGUAAUAUUAAUGUGUCCAAUUUAACUCCAAAACAAUUACAGAAAUUACAACUACAACAACAAAAAUUGUUACAACUACAAAGACAGCGAAUGCUCUUACAGCAAAGUAGAGCACAACAGCAGCAACAAAGUUCUCCAGUAGCUACUUCUAAUCAGGCUAAUAGUUUUACACCACAAGAUAUUCAAGUUCGACAACAAACAUUGAGGAAACAACAACUACAACAUCAAAAAUUUGAAGCAACAUCAUCUUUGCUUCCUAAUAAAUCAAUACAAUCUCCUAAAGGAUUUUCCAAUGUAGGCAUUCAGGUAACUAGCAGUGGAACACCAGUGAAUUUACCAGCAACUAUAAAUUCACCAAUAAAUACUAAUCUACAAACUAAUUCUCCAGUCAAUAUCGGAAAUUCCCCCAGUAAUAAAGAUAAUACAGAGAAUGGAAGUGCAGGUAAUGGAAUUUAG
Arxiozyma heterogenica is the source of this 2199-nucleotide messenger RNA. RefSeq names its product deubiquitination module subunit SGF73 (gene SGF73). The record is from RefSeq and is a predicted model, not a curated record. Lineage: Eukaryota; Fungi; Ascomycota; Saccharomycetes; Saccharomycetales; Saccharomycetaceae. The transcript has a single exon. Gene Ontology annotation, cellular component: SAGA complex. Gene Ontology annotation, biological process: regulation of transcription by RNA polymerase II; RITS complex assembly; regulatory ncRNA-mediated heterochromatin formation. Bases 1 to 2199 code for a protein of 732 amino acids.